This is a messenger RNA of Lachancea thermotolerans CBS 6340, 1182 nucleotides long. It is a transcript of the gene CIP1, whose product is annotated as Cip1p. The record is from RefSeq and is a predicted model, not a curated record. Lineage: Eukaryota; Fungi; Ascomycota; Saccharomycetes; Saccharomycetales; Saccharomycetaceae. The transcript has a single exon. The coding region runs from base 1 to 1182 and encodes 393 amino acids.
AUGCUCCUCGAAAGAUUUCAAAGUAAACUACACGGCUCUCGGCUGUCAAGGCACUCCAACUCAAAGUCUAGGAGCAAGUGCGAUGCCGACGCGCAGCCUGUGCAGAACAUAGCUGAUGACCUGAUGACUGGCGACGGGAUGUCAGACAGCGACGCCUACGCGAGCAUGAGAGAGCUUCAGAUCAGCACCCAGUUGUGCGAGCCGCGGAGUGGAACGCCACUCAACGGCGUCUCAACGCCUGUGAUGCAGCCUAUAAUGCCUUACAUGUACGGCAACCAGAAAAGGCAGGAUAGUGUGGCUUCGUUCGCAAGCUCUAUAUCUGACAUGCCAGGGCCCGCCCGUACCGCCACUACACCCUUGCCAACGACCUUUUCCACUCAAUUCGUCAAAAUGCUCAUGGAGGUGUACCAAGACAUAUGCUCAGAUCCAACUGCAACACCGUUUGACGCCUCGAACCCUCCUUCUGGGAUACUGAAUAGAACUGCGAAGGUGGCUGUAGAAAGAGCAGAGCAAAAGGGCGUAGAUAUGGGUCGCGAAAAAAACGCGUUGCUGGUCAACUCCGUUAAGCAGCGGCUACUUCAAGAGCUUCGCCGCGACGCGUACCUAUCACGCAACAGCUCAAUUGUUUCAUUGCCUCCCAUGCCGCAGUUCAACACUUCUGAUAUAGCUCCCACUGCUUGUGUGGACUACUUCAGCACACACGCGGAGGCGUCCUCCAAUGGCCAACUUUCUACUCCUUUCCAAAUGCCGACUUCUAGUUUAGGCAGCAGUCAGCCUCUGCAGACGCCGUUCGACCAGAGACCUCAGGUGCCGAAACUCUCACACCGCUCCCGAAACGACAGUUUCAUUAGCGCGGCAGGAAGAAGCAGAAGUGGUUCAAGUCACAUGUUUCCUUCCCAACAGCAGCAACAGCAGCCUCAGCCUUCAGCGGCCCUUCAGCCUAGCAGCUUCAUAGAGACAACAACUGCGCCGAGAGCACAGUUUGAAGGCAACGGAUACUUCGUCUUGACGCCCACAAACUCGAUGCUAGGGGAGCCGCAGCAGCCUUUCAUUGCUCGAGAACGGAGCAACGCAUCUAGCGCGUUUGAAGAUAUGAUGAGCGGCGAGUUGUCAAGGCAUAGACAGAAUUCUUUUAGGAUCGAAAAGGGAAGUGCCACUGGCUCUCUCGCAAUGGACUUCUAA